This is a messenger RNA of Sinocyclocheilus rhinocerous, 787 nucleotides long. RefSeq names its product CDP-diacylglycerol--inositol 3-phosphatidyltransferase-like. The coding region runs from base 122 to 763 and encodes 213 amino acids. Gene Ontology annotation, biological process: phosphatidylinositol biosynthetic process. Lineage: Eukaryota; Metazoa; Chordata; Actinopteri; Cypriniformes; Cyprinidae. The transcript is spliced from 6 exons. Gene Ontology annotation, cellular component: Golgi apparatus; membrane. Gene Ontology annotation, molecular function: CDP-diacylglycerol-inositol 3-phosphatidyltransferase activity. The record is from RefSeq and is a predicted model, not a curated record.
CGCGCCACGCACAGCCACAGUCCUCCAGCAGCAGACGGAGGUGCUUGAAGAGGGAAACAGAAACAGAAACCUAGAAGAGAACAUUUCAGGCUGCUCCGUCCAAACAAAAACGCUUGUUAGCAUGGCCGAAGAAAACAUCUUCCUGUUCGUCCCGAAUUUGAUCGGAUAUGCCCGUAUUGCACUGGCUCUGGUAUCCUUCUACCUGAUGCCCUGUUGCCCGGGCCCGGCAGUGUUUUGUUACCUACUGAGUGCCCUGUUGGAUGCCUUCGAUGGACACGCAGCCCGCGCUCUUAAUCAAGGUACAAAGUUUGGUGCCAUGCUGGACAUGUUGACAGACCGCUGUGCGACCAUGUGUUUGCUGGUGAACCUGGCACUGCUGUACCCAUCCUACACUUUCUUGUUUCAGCUCAGCAUGUGUCUGGACGUGGCCAGCCACUGGCUGCACCUGCACAGUUCCAUGAUGAAGGGAGCCACCAGUCACAAGACCAUUGACCUCUCUGGCAACCCCAUCUUAAGGCUGUACUACACAUCCAGGCCGGUGUUGUUUUUCAUGUGUAUGGGGAACGAGCUGUUCUUCUGUCUGCUGUAUAUAAUGUACUACAUUGAGGAACCCCAGGUGUGGCUGCAGUGGCUGCUGGGAGUUUGUGGCGUGGUCUGUGUGCUGAAGUCGGGCAUUAGUCUCCUCCACCUCAUCACCGCCUCCUGUAACAUGGCUGCUACCGAUGUGGCUGACCGUGAGAGAGAGCGGAGCAAAGCACAGUGAGACAUGAGAGUAUGCAGAAAACAA